AUGUCGUUACCAAAAUCGCCGUUUGCACCUUCUUCGUCUCUGCCUGGAGCCGGAGAGAUCGUUCUUUCUCUACUGCCUCCUGGCAGACAACAUCUACAGACAUUCAGCUACCAAUACCCGCUCAAACUCAUCGCUCCUAAGCCGCAUACUGCCCAAGACGACAAGCACGUGACGGUUGCAUUCCUACUCACCUACGGGGGAGGACUUGUCGGCGGAGACCAGGUCAACCUCAAGAUCGAGCUACAGGAUGCCACACGGCUCUGCCUACUUACUCAAGGCAGCACGAAGAUCUUCAAGUCGGCAGAAAGGUCUGUGGUGAGUAAGCAGACCCUUGAUGUGAAGGUGGGAGCUGGGGCAGCUCUCUGCUACCUACCUGACCCAACUCAGCCAUUUGCGGAGAGCGUCUACGAACAGAAGCAAACCUUCUAUGUGGAACCCGAUGGCAGCAGCAAUCUGCUAGUGCUCGACUGGGUGAGCGAAGGUCGGCGGGCGAAUGGUGAGAGCUGGAAUCUUUGGAGUUGGAAAGGGCGAAACGAAGUCAGAGAAUAUGACGAGCAAUCUAGAGGGAGACUUUUGCUUCGUGAUGCAAUCAUGCUACACGACGAAGACAUCAGCGGCACUACCCUCGUUGCCAACUCAAACGACAUGGGCGUUUUCGGAACGCUGAUUGUGUAUGGCCCAAUAUUCGAACACCUGGCGGGUUUCAUCACCGAGCAAUUUGCAGCUCAGCCUAGGAUGGGAGCAAAGAACUGGAACACAGAUGAUAGUAUAGGUCAGAGCUCACCGCCAACAGACGCGGAGCUGUCGCGGCGAACAGCGCACGAAGCCGGUCUUCUGUGGACCGCAGCAAAAGUUCGAGGAUUUGUGCUUGUCAAGUUUGGCGCAAAAGACCUGGACGGUGCUAGACGGUGGCUAGGCAGUCUUCUCAAACAAGAAGGCACGGUCGAAAGGAUCUUUGGUCAUCAAGCGAUCCUGUGCCUCAGAUGA
Exophiala viscosa is the source of this 987-nucleotide messenger RNA. RefSeq names its product urease accessory protein. Gene Ontology annotation, molecular function: nickel cation binding. The transcript has a single exon. The record is from RefSeq and is a predicted model, not a curated record. Bases 1 to 987 code for a protein of 328 amino acids. Lineage: Eukaryota; Fungi; Ascomycota; Eurotiomycetes; Chaetothyriales; Herpotrichiellaceae.